Messenger RNA from Mesoplodon densirostris (Blainville's beaked whale), 3121 nucleotides. RefSeq names its product prenylcysteine oxidase 1 like (gene PCYOX1L). The record is from RefSeq and is a predicted model, not a curated record. NCBI's taxonomy places the organism in Eukaryota, Metazoa, Chordata, Mammalia, Artiodactyla, Ziphiidae. The transcript is spliced from 6 exons. Gene Ontology annotation, biological process: prenylcysteine catabolic process; prenylated protein catabolic process. Gene Ontology annotation, molecular function: prenylcysteine oxidase activity. The coding region runs from base 72 to 1550 and encodes 492 amino acids.
CGGGGGCGGGGAGCCCAGCGCAAACCCGCGGCUGCCGGAGCCCCGGCGUGCUGCUCCAGUCGCUGCCCGCCAUGGCCCGCGCUGCCCGGCUCUUCGCCGCGCUGGCCGCCCUCCUCGCUGCCGCCGCUACAGGCGAUGCUCGGCCCAGCAAAAUCGCCGUGGUUGGAGCCGGAAUUGGGGGCUCUGCCGUGGCCCAUUUCCUCCAACAGCACUUCGGCCCCCGGGUGCAGAUCGACGUGUUUGAGAAGGGGACCGUGGGCGGCCGCCUGGCCACCAUCUCGGUCAACAAGCAGCACUACGAGAGCGGCGCCGCCUCCUUCCACUCCCUGAGCCUCCACAUGCAGGGCUUCGUCAAGCAGUUGGGGCUGCGGCACCGGCGCGAAGUGGGAGGGAGGAGUGCCAUCUUCAACGGGGAGGACUUUGUGCUGGAGGAGACUGACUGGUACCUGCUGAACCUGUUGCGCCUCUGGUGGCACUACGGCAUCAGCUUCCUGAGACUGCAGAUGUGGGUGGAGGAGGUCAUGGAGAAGUUCAUGAGGAUCUAUAAGUACCAGGCUCACGGUUAUGCCUUCUCGGGUGUGGAGGAACUGCUCUACUCGCUGGGGGAAUCCGCCUUUGUCAACAUGACCCAGCGCUCCGUGGCCGAGUCCCUGCUCCAGGUGGGCGUCACACAGCGCUUUAUCGAUGAUGUCGUCUCCGCUGUCCUGCGGGCCAGCUACGGCCAGUCAGCAGCGAUGCCUGCCUUUGCCGGAGCCAUGUCACUAGCCGGGGCCCAAGGCAGCCUGUGGUCUGUGGAGGGAGGCAAUAAGCUGGUUUGUUCCGGGCUGCUGAAGCUCACCAAGGCCAACGUGAUCCACGCCACGGUCACCACUGUGACCCUGCAGCAAACGGAGGGGAAACCCUUGUACCAUGUCAAGUAUGAGAAUGAGGUGGGCACAGGCUCUGACUACUACGACAUAGUGGUCAUCGCCACCCCCCUGCACCUGGACAACAGCAGUACCAUCACCUUUGAAGGCUUCGACCCGCCCAUCGAUGUCGUCCAGGGCUCCUUCCAGCCCGCCGUCAUCUCCUUGGUCCAUGGCUACCUCAACUCUUCCUACUUCGGCUUCCCCGACCCUAAGCUUUUCCCCUUUGCCAGCAUCCUCACCACAGACUUCCCCAGCUUCUUCUGCGCCCUGGACAACAUGUGUCCCGUCAACGUCUCGGCCAGCUUCCGGCGGAAGCAGCCUCAGGAGGCCGCCGUCUGGCGAGUCCGGUCCCCCCAGCCCCUCCUUCGCUCCCAGCUGAAGACCCUCUUUCGCUCCUACUACUCAGUGCAGACAGCCGAGUGGCAGGCCCACCCCGUCCACGGCCCCCGCAGCCCCCUCCCACGGUUCACGCUGCACGACCAGCUCUUCCUCCUCAACGCCCUAGAGUGGGCGGCCAGCUCCGUGGAGGUGACGGCAGUGGCUGCCAAGAAUGUGGCCCUCCUGGCUUUCAACCGCUGGUACCAGGACCUAGACAAGAUCGACCAGAAGGAUUUGGUGCACAAGAUAAAGACUGAACUGUGAGGGCUCCGGGGAGAGCUGGAAACGUCCAGCCCCCGCUCAAGACGGUUCCCCCCACCCACGCAGCGGCCAAGGUUUUACAAGCCACACUCACCCACAGAGCCCUUCUCUGACCCCUCGUGUGUGGAGCGUCUUUUCUCUCCAGUGUGGGUCCUGGUGACCAACCCUCUGCCUCUCCAUCUUAAGGAUUUUCACAGUGUUGCUUCUUUUGAAGGGGGAGAGUUAAGAGAGGGGGAAGGACAUUCAAGCCAAUGUAUUCAUUUAUUUAUUUUUUUUAAGAAGAAAUAAAAAUCCAUCUGAAGCUGCUUCUGACUUGGUUUUCUAACUAGGAGACAGUGAUAACUAUGGGAGGCAAUAUAAGGCAGAGAAUUCUGAAUCCAAUUUCCUUAUUGUUUUCCCCUGCCUAUUCCCAACAUGUACCUGAGGCCACACCUACAAUGAAACAUAUGUAACCAGAUGGUUACAAAUAGAGGGAAGAUGAGAAAACAUGAGACAGGAUUAAAGCUCCUACUUACUGUAGGCUUGCUAGAUGCAAGGUACCCAGUUAAGAACUUAAUAGACACCAUCCAAGCCUCUAGACGACACUGCAUAUUGGAGGAGAUGACUGUGGUAAGAUACAAGGAAGAAACGGUUACCCCAGCAGAGCUGGCAGUAUAGCUCCGAGCUUCCUGGUAACCAGUGGAAAAAAGGGAAACAUACCAGGCCAAAGGAAGAGGAAAGCUUUUCCUUGGCACCUGGAAGAAGUGACCAUUCUGUCCCAUAAGCAAGAGUUGAGGAGUAAUACCAUGGAUCUGUUUUAUAAGAAAACAAGUUCCCAGCUGGUGGAGGGCAGUCCUGCCUCACCCCCAAGCACUCGCCCCACAAGAGGAAGGGGAGAAAAGAAGGUGCUGAGAUGGAGUUCUUCGGAGGUUGGAUGCCCAAGUCACAUCCAGACCUGCUAAAUCUGGCUCGGGGGAGGGCCCAGAUCCCCAGGAUGACACAACACUGCCAAAUGACAUUGACAUUGUGAAUUCCCAGCAGGAACAGCCCCAGCGGGCAUCCAGCUAACUUCCCUCUUUUGGUAGAGAUGGAGAUAAAAAGUCCAAAGUGAGGAAAGAAUUUGCCCAAAGUCUCUGGAUGAGUUCAUAGAACGGAGCUUAAAUCGUGAAUGUCUCCUUAAAAAUUAAUUGGAUUCAGUAUGGGGCAAAAUACCCUUCCAGGAGGCAGAGGCCCAAACUGCCUCUGAAGUUGUUUUUACUAUGCGGAAGUGAUGGUAGUUAAAGAGAUGGUGCCUUUGAAGUGCAAGUAGCGUGCACUCAUUGGUCAGAGGAAAUAUGAAGCUGACACAUCAGUAAGAAUGCUUUUGGUUGCAGUAGUAGAAAACCAAAUGCAAACUAGCUUAAGCGAUAAAAGGGUCUUAUUGGUUAUCAUAAAACUCCAGGCACAGGGCAGGCAUCGAGCACCGUGGAAUGCCAGCGUGGCCUUCACUUCUCUCAUGGUCAGAGAUGGCCAUCAGAGGGUCUUCUCCCAUGGCCCCUGAAGCAAAGUCUGGGCUCUGGGCCAAAUUGGGCCCCUACUAAACCAAUUCCUGUGGC